AUGAAAGUGAAAGUGCUCUCACGUAACCCGGCAGACUAUAUACGCGAAUGUAAGUCUGAUAUACAUAAAAUCCCGCGAAAUAUCGACCCGAGUUUGCAUCCGUUUGAGGCAGCACGUGAAUAUACGAGGGCUCUAAAUGCUGCUAAACUCGAGCGGGUUUUUGCCAAACCGUUUGUCGGAUCUCUUGAUGGACAUACUGAUGGCGUUAACUGCAUGGCCAAGUUUCAGAAAAGCUUGUCGUUGCUGUUGAGCGGUUCCUGUAAUGGCGAGGUAGGACCCGAGUGCCUUGUUCUAUACUUCUGUUGACUAUUGUUCUUGCAUUUAAUAGUAUUUUUGCAAAACCUGUAAGAAUUUGUCCAGUUCCGUCACAGAAUAGGAACCUUACAGAAGGUCGACUUCUUGAUUUUGCUUAACCAUUGCAAUGCUGUUGCGAUGGGCCUAGCCAGUGUGCUUUAAUAUGAGCGGCAUUCAUUCGGCCCUCUUAAGAGAUUAAAACAUGGUGGACUUCAGGGGAUGAAUGCCUCUCAUAACUGCACUGGUUAUAACCAUGGCGCCAGCAUUUUGAUGACAAAUUAUUGCGAAUCAUGGCAUGGCAUGCUUCGCAAUGUCACAAAAUAGGAAAGUACAGCAGAAGUGUAACUUGAGUCGGUGUUUACGUCCACGAAAAGUUUAACUCGCUCAUGCCAUCCUGGCUAGUACAGCCAGAAGUUUUUAUCAGAUUUUGGUAGGUACAAAGUGCCGGUUGUACUAGCCAGGAUGGCGUGAUUGAUGACGAAUCGCUUGUAAAAAUGCAGACAAAUGCUUGCUUGAGUGAGACUUCUGGUGUACCUUCUUAUUCUGUGGCAAUGUUAUGCUUUUUUGGCUUCCUUCGAGGGGAAGGGAGUCAAGCUUUCGUUGGGCUCUAUUCUGUAGUUCUGUCUUCCUUACCUUAUCACAUAUUCUUGGUGACUUCCCUCCCUUUUUUUGUGAAACAAGCCUAAAGGCAAUGUUAGCAAGACCUGAUUUACAUUGUAUCAACUGUUUUCUUCUUGUUCAGGUGAAAUUAUGGAAUCUUUCCAGGAAGGAGUGUAUUAGAUCUUAUUCUGCCCAUAGUGGAUUUGUACGAGGUCUGGCUGUUGUCCCAACUGGAGAAAUCUUUAUUUCAGUGAGUAUUUAUUAAUAAAUGUGGAGAUAAUUAACAUGAUUUCAGGACUAAGAGAACACAAUUUAGAGCUCAGUUUGAAUUGUAUCAAUUUGCUCAUUAUUUUUAUUCUAGGUUGGUGAUGACAAGUUGAUUAAACAUUGGAGAUGGAAACAAGAUGAUGAUGCAAAGAAAUCAACUCAUUUAGUUCAUACUAUUGUGGGCAAAGUUAGUUGCGUUUCUGAGUCAUUGUGCAGAAUUAUGAUAUACAGUAUGGGGUAGACAAAGAGAAGAUAAACUACCAGUAGAUGAACUUAACCUUUUCAGUGGCAAUGUGCCCUGAUGCACCCUCCUUUAUUAUUUGACUCUGUCUAAUGCCAGACAAUUUUACUUGACAAGAGGAGAGUACUGUCUCUUAAUUUAAUGGGUCAACUCAUGAGUUAGCUUCAAAACUUGAAAGAAACAUCAACUAAGUUACAAUAGAAACUGGUAUUUAUUUCAUUAUUAUUAUAUGUUAUUAUCACUCAUUUAUUACUCCUAGACAAUGUUUCAAGGUAUUGAUCAUCACUGGCGGGACAGUGUUUAUGCAACGUGUGGGGACCAAGUGGAUAUCUGGAACGAAGACAGAUCGGAGCCGGUCAGAUCUUUCCAGUGGGGUGUGGAUACUGUCCAUAGCGUUAAAUUUAACCCUGUUGAGGUAAUUAACGAAAACUCACCAACAAAACUCCCUUUUCAAAUGCUAGAACUCCCUUUUCAAAUGCCAGAACUCCCUUUUCAAAUGCAAAGACUCCCUUUUCAAAUGUGAAAACUCCAUUUUCAAAUGCCAAAACUCCAUUUUCAAAUGCCAGAACGCCGUUUUCAAAUGCCAGAACUACCUUAAUUUUCAAAUGCGAAAACUUCGUUUUCAAAUCCGAAAACUCCGUUUUUUAAAUGCCAGAACUCCGUUUUCAAAUGCAGAACUCCCUUUUCAAAUGCGAAAACUUCGUUUUCAAAUGCCAGAACUCCGUUUUCAAAAGCCAGAACUCCGUUUUCAAAUGCUAAAACUCCGUUUUCAAAUGCCAGACCUCCGUUUUCAAAUGCCAGACCUCCGUUUUCAAAUGCCAGAACUCCCUUUUCAAAAGCCACGCCAAGUCCCUUUUCAAAUGCCAGAACUCCGUUUUCAAAUGCCAAAACUCUGUUUUCAAAUGCCAAAACUCUGUUUUCAAAUGCCAGAACUCCCUUUUCAAAUGCCAGAACUCCCUUUUCAAAUACCAUAACUUCGUUUUCAAAUACUAAAACUCCGUUUUCAAAUGCUAAAACUCCGUUUUCAAAUGACAGAACUACCUUUUCAAAUGCCAGAACUCAGUUUUCAAAUGCCAAAACUCCCUUUUCAAAUGCAAAAACUUUGUUUUUAAAUGAUAAAAUAACAGCAUUGUUACAACUUGUUGACAAGCUUGCUACAAGUCUGUUGUGAACAAAUAUAAUAAUAGCAUUGCUACAACUUGUUGACAAGCUUGCUACAAGUCUGUUACGAACAAAUAUAAUAGCAUUGUUACAACUUGUUGACAAGCUUGCUACAAGCCUGUUACGAACAAAUAUAACAACAGCAUUGUUACAACUUGUUGACAAGCUUGCUACAAGCCUGUUGUGAACAAAUAUAAUAACAGCAUUGUUACAACUUGUUGACAAGCUUGCUACAAGCCUGUUGUGAACAAAUAUAAUAACAGCAUUGUUACAACUUGUUGACUACUUUGCUACAAGCCUGUUGCGAACAAAUAUAAUAACAGCAUUGUUACAACUUGUUGACUACUUUGCUACAAGCCUGUUCCGAACAAAUAUAAUAACAGCAUUGUUACAACUUGUUGACAACUUUGCUAAAAGCCUGUUGUAAACAAAUAUAAUAACAGCAUUGUUACAACUUGUUGACAAGCUUGCUACAAGCCUGUUACGAACAAAUAUAAUAACAGCAUUGUUACAACUUGUUGACAAGCUUGCUACAAGCCUGUUACGAACAAAUAUAAUAACAGCAUUGUUACAACUUGUUGACAAGCUUGCUACAAGCCUGUUGUGAACAGAUAUAAUAACAGCAUUGUUACAACUUGUUGACAAGCUUGCUACAAGCCUGUUGUGAACAAAUGUAAUAACAGCAUUGUUACAACUUGUUGACAAGCUUGCUACAAGCCUGUUACGAACAAAUAUAAUAACAGCAUUGUUACAACUUGUUGACAAGCUUGCUACAAGCCUGUUACGAACAAAUAUAAUAACAGCAUUGUUACAACUUGUUGACAAGCUUGCUACAAGCCUGUUACGAACAAAUAUAACAACAGCAUUGUUACAACUUGUUGACAAGCUUGCUACAAGCCUGUUGUGAACAAAUAUAAUAACAGCAUUGUUACAACUUGUUGACAAGCUUGCUACAAGCCUGUUGUGAACAAAUAUAAUAACAGCAUUGUUACAACUUGUUGACAAGCUUGCUACAAGCCUGUUGCGAACAAAUAUAAUAACAGCAUUGUUACAACUUGUUGACAAGCUUGCUACAAGCCUGUUGCGAAUAAAUAUAAUAAUAGCAUUGUUACAACUUGUUGACAAGCUUGCUACAAGCCUGUUGCGAACAAAUAUAAUAACAGCAUUGUUACAACUUGUUGACAAGCUUGCUACAAGCCUGUUGCGAAUAAAUAUAAUAAUAGCAUUGUUACAACUUGUUGACAAGCUUGCUACAAGCCUGUUGCGAAUACGUUUUGUUGACAAGUUGUGAGAUUUUUACGUGUGAACAGUAGUAGUACAAUUCUCCUUCCGGGAAGAAGGAAGAUGCUAAUCAGGCAGACAAAACAGUAGAAAGAGACUGUCUGUGUGUUGUUUGUUCUAGACAAAUCUGCUAGCAAGUACGGCAUCAGACCGAAGCGUGGUUUUGUACGACACUCGUGGGGCGACCCCGCUUCGUAAACUCCUGAUGAAAAUGCGCAGCAAUACAGUGGCCUGGAAUCCAUUGGAGGCAUUCAACUUUACCGUGGCCAACGAGGACUCAAAUCUCUACACGUAUGACAUGCGUCGACUAGACUUUGCGGUCAGCGUACAUCAAGAUCAUGUUGGCGCUGUACUUGAUGUAGAUUAUUCACCAACUGGCGAGGAAUUUGUAUCCGGGAGUUUUGAUAAGACGAUCAGGAUUUUUCCACGUGAUCGUGGUCAUAGCAGGUAACAAGUUGUAACAAUGUUGUUGUCAAGCCGAUAUCAGGAUGUGUUCGCACUGCUUGUUCCCAGUUGUUGUAACAAGUCUGGAACAAGUUGUUAUCAUCUUGUUACAAGGUUGAUGACGGUAACAGACCUGCUACAAGUUGUUCCGACAAGACUAAUACAGGCUGUUCGUAACAAGUUGCCACGAGCUUGUUGUCGUCAACUUGUUAACAACUUGUUACGUGCAGACGAUAUCAGACUUGUUGGAACAACUUGUUGCGAGUCUGUUGGCCUCAUCAACCUUGUUACAAUAUGAUAACAACUUGUGUCAAACUUGACAAGGAUUUUGAAGACAAGCUCUGAAUAAUUCAUAAAUAGUCGCAUUAUUACGUUCAUGCAUGCUUGCUAUUUGUAUGGAAGAAAAAACAUUCUCAAAUUCAUUAAUAAUUCAUGAGUAAUUCAGCCAAUGAUAAUCACCUAUUUAAUCACAAGAUGCCAUUUGGAUACUUGAUGAAAGUCACUAGUGUUUUCAUCAAAUAUCUUAAUUACGCAUGCAAAAUUACUUGAAUAGAAUUCCUAAUUACGUUAUGCUUGGUUAAGAAUUCUAUUCAGAUCAGCAAACGAAAACAUUCUGUCACGUCUCGAUUCAUUUGAGAAGCCAUAUAAACAACUCGAGCUCGUGUCUCACCGGGAUAUCCAAACACUCGAAAACAAUGUAUGAAAACACUCGCGCUUCGCGCUCGUGUUCUCAUACAUUGUUUUCGAGUGUUUGGAUAUCCUGGUGAGACACGAGCUCUCGUUGUUCAUAUAUUACAUCUUGUGUUUCUUCAGACAUAUUCAAGAACAUCUUAAUAAUGAAGAAGAGUUCCCCAAAGAUGGACAGUUUGCAGAAGACAUACAAGCCAUAAAAAAUGGUGAUGACACGAAAGGUCUGUCUUAUAGCCUGGACCUCUAGGGAAAACAGUUUAAAGCUAUCCAGUAUAAAUAAAGUUUGUUUAGUUUAGGUUUCCCCCUGUAGUAAUAGUACUCACACUGGAUCAAUAAGAGAUGAUCCUUACUGGACCUCUAGGAAGAACAGUUUAGAACUGAUAGAGCUAUCCAGUAUAAAUAAAGUUAGUUUAGUUUAGGUUUCCUCCUAUGGUAACACUGGAUCAAUAAGAGAUGAUCUUUACUGGACCUCUAGGAAGAACAUUUUAGAACUGAUAGAGCUAUCGAGUAUAAAUAAAGUUAGUUUAGUUUAGGUUUCCUCCUGUAGUAACACUGGAUCAAUAAGAGAUGAUCCUUACUGGACCUCUAGGAAGAACAGUUUAGAACUGAUAGAGCUAUCCAGUAGAAAUAAAGUUAGUUUAGUUUAGGUUUCCCCCUGUAGUAACAGUACUAACACUGGAUCAAUAAGAGAUGAUCCUUACUGGACCUCUAGGAAGAACAGUUUAGAACUGAUAGAGCUACCCAGUAUAAAUAAAGUUAGUUUAGUUAGGUUUCCUCCUGUAGUAACACUGGAUCAAUAAGAGAUGAUGCUUACUAGACCUCUAGGGAGAACAGUUUAGAACUGAUAGAGCUAUCCAGUAUAAAUAAAGUUAGUUUAGUUUAGGUUUCCUCCUGUAGUAACACUGGAUCAAUAAGAGAUGAUCCUUACUGGACCUCUAGGAAGAACAGAGUAGAACUGAUAGAGCUAUCCAGUAUAAAUAAAGUUAGUUUAGUUCAGGUUUCCUCCUGGAGUAACACUGGAUCAAUAAGGAAUAACCCUUCCGGCUUCAAUGUACCAAUCUAAGCAACGGUAUCGCUUUCUAGGAAUAUUUUACUUCUUUGAACUCCACGACUUCGACAAGAACAAAAAGCUAGAUGGUCUGGAACUCUUUGUAGCCCUGACAGACCAUCACGACAAAAUAAACACGGAACAAGAUGGCCGGGAGUUACUCGAAGAAGAAGUAGAGUCUCUUAUAGACAACUUACUAGAUGAACACGACCUCAAUAGCGACGGUUAUAUCGAUUUCACGGAACUAAUGAACACAGCACCCGACUCACUUUGGAACAAAUUGGGCAAAGUUUAAUUGCCAUGUUCACGAAGCGUUAAAAGACAGCAGAUUCAACUUCAAAAUUGUCAACUUCAAAAAUAUUGACAUUUUGUAGAGCGAAGAUAUCAAGGGCUUGUUAACGGAUAUAAAAUUCUAUUUUUGUUCACGUUAGCCAGCCUAGCUAGGCUAGAUCUCGCCUUGCGCUAGAUGGAAUCUUGGUCAAGGGCAUAAAAUUUGCCAUACGAAAGCUGUAUCGCACCUGAUUGGGACGGACCAUUUUGACCUAUAGGUUUCUUCCUGUAGUAAGAUGGACCAAUAAGAGAUGAUCCUUACUGGACCAUCUACAGUUUAGAACUGAUAGAGCUAUCCAUGAUAAAUAAUGUUAAUUUAGUUUAAACUGUAUGCACAAAGCAUAUAUAAUCUGAAAUAUUUAAUUUUAGCACAAAAUUCACUCUAUACUUUUUUCAUAAUUCAUAUAAAUACAAAUUUUAAUAACUCGUGCAAAUAGUCGCUUUAAAAAUACUAUAUAGAUUUAGGCAAUUCUUUUGCGUACAAAAAUUUACAGUUUCUAAACACUCUAUUAUCAUUGGAAACACACAAACGAACACUUUGUAUUUGUAAAGGUCCGCCGUGGUUUGUGUCUGGACUACAUACGGAAAAACGCGCAAGUUCUGAUCUGCAAACAAGUUGCAGCAAGGUUGUUGUGAAGCCGAUAUCAGGAUGUGUUCGCACUGCUUGUUCCCAGUUGUUGUGACAAGUCUGGAACAAGUUGUUAUCAUCUUGUUACAAGGUUGAUGGCGGUAACAGACUUGCUACAAGUUAUUCCAACAAGACUAAUACAGGCUGUUCGUAACAAGUUGCCACGAGCUUGUUGUCAUCAACUUGUUAACAACUUGUUACGUGCAGACGAUAUCAGACUUGUUGGAACAACUUGUUGCGAGUCUGUUGGUCUCGUCAACCUUGUUACAAGAUGAUAACAACUUGUUCCAGACUUGUCACAACAACUGGGAACAAGCAGUGCGAACACAUCCUGAUAUCGGCUUCACAACAACCUUGCUUACAAUUUGUUUGUAGAUCUCUAACAACUUGUGCGUUUUUAUACGAGGGUAGUUCAGACACAAACCGUAACACUUCGUAAUUGCAUAUUGAUGAAUUCUGCACGAUCAAGAAUGGUAAUGACGCGAGCUUCGAAUAAGUAUGUUAAUUUUUCAAUAAUGGUAAAUAGCGCCGUUUGAAUCUAUAUGGAAGAAUUAUCGAAGGUAGAAUAUUAAACAUUGUCUAUUCUUAAAGGACAUUGGCAAUUAAAAAAAAAUUACUUUCUCUCAUUCAAAAGAUUACAUAUUAAACUAUAUUACCGAUUUGUCAUAUCUUGCUUAGUUCUCGAAAUGUUUAGACCGAAAUUAAUCAGCUGUCGCCAUCUUGGACUAAUUCUAAUUGACCUCAUUAACUAUGGUUUUGAUGACGUCAGGAGUUGGGUUUAACCAUAUAAAACUACUCUAAAAUGACCGAGUAACAAUUCUAAAUUGUUUGAAGUGUUUUUGAUCAUUUCGAAAUUUCAGACAGCAACCAGAAACGAAGUUUUGAACCCAUAUUGAUCGCUUACUCUCAAGAUAAAAAAAUUAGCGUGACUCCUCUCUUGACGUAACAUGCAUAUCCUCAAUAAUCCAAGAUGGCGAACAGCUCACUUUUUUCAGUCGAAAUAUUUUGAAAACUAAGCAAGAUAUAAACAAUAUGUAACGGAGUUUAAUAUAGAGUUUCAAUAGUUCUUUCAAACGAACUAAACUAAUUUUU
Molecule: messenger RNA, 8076 nt
Organism: Paramuricea clavata
Lineage: Eukaryota; Metazoa; Cnidaria; Anthozoa; Malacalcyonacea; Plexauridae
Source: the annotation of a GenBank genome assembly